This is a messenger RNA of Aspergillus aculeatinus CBS 121060, 873 nucleotides long. RefSeq lists its product as uncharacterized. Gene Ontology annotation, biological process: protein phosphorylation. The record is from RefSeq and is a predicted model, not a curated record. The transcript has 2 exons. Gene Ontology annotation, molecular function: ATP binding; protein kinase activity. The annotation marks the transcript as partial. NCBI's taxonomy places the organism in Eukaryota, Fungi, Ascomycota, Eurotiomycetes, Eurotiales, Aspergillaceae.
GAGUGGUUGAAUUCCCGAUACUACAUCGUGCAUAAGCUUGGCUUUAGCGCAUACUCGACCAUAUAAAUAGCCAGAGAUAAGAAAACUGAAAAAUAUAUCGCCAUCAGAAUCACCAUCGCAGAUAGUAAUCCGGCCAAGUCGCAAGAAAAAGAUAUUCUCCGUCAACUGAAUAGUACAGAGUCGAAGACCAAGUCUCAUCCUGGCAGCGCCAGCAUCCCACCGAUAUUAGAUAAAUUUAUAAUCCCCGAAUCUAACAAUAAACACCAAUAUUCUAUCACACCCGUUGGAAUGAUGAGCCUAGCCGAGACCAAAAAUACUUCAUCAAUUCGACUGUUACAAUUACUGGUGGCCAGAGCUUUCGCUGCCCAGCUGGUCUUAGCAGUAGCAUAUCUUCAUUCGCGAGAUAUUGUCCACGCUGACCUUCAUCCUGGCAAUAUCUUGGGUCUUCUUCCCAGAAACAUGGAUCCGCUCUCACGAGAGCAACUUUACGAAAAAUAUGGACAACCCCAUCACGAGCCAGUCAUCUGUUUAGAGGAGGCGCGUCCACAUCCCGACGGGGUCCCCGCAAAUGCUGUCGUGCCCAUCUGGCUGGGGAAAGCAAGCGAAUGUGUGUCUCUGGCUGAGGCUCACAUACUUGUCACUGACUAUGGGGAGUCUUUCAUGCCAGCCACGAUAAUGCGCCAUCAUUCCAACACCCCCCAUACGCUCAUUCCUCCAGAGAUUCACUUCGAACCCGAAGAGUCAAGACAGACAAGCUGCGCCAUUCUGGAGAUAUCCUCUAGAUUGCCUUGUUCUAAGGUAGCUCGCUCACCAUGGAUCCAGGAUAUCACUGGCAAGUACUACUUUGACCAUGGCCGGAAAUACUAUUUGUUC